Molecule: messenger RNA, 1512 nt
Organism: Penicillium nucicola
Lineage: Eukaryota; Fungi; Ascomycota; Eurotiomycetes; Eurotiales; Aspergillaceae
Exons: 12
Biological process (GO): transmembrane transport
Cellular component (GO): membrane
Molecular function (GO): transmembrane transporter activity
Source: RefSeq, a predicted model, not a curated record
UGUUUCCGGAAUUUGGAAUCUGGGCUAUUCACAUCACUUGGCACCGUAUAUACUGUACAUGUACACUGGAUCAUGUCGUCGAAAUCCCAUGCCGGUGAAGCGGAUGUCGAUCUCUCGACGCUCGUUCAGAAAGAACCGAAGCGUAAAUGGGUCAGCUAUAUCUGGGACACUUUCGAUAAAUCGCCCGAGGAGCGUCGAUUGAUGUUCAAGCUGGAUUCGGCCAUUUUGACCUUUGCGUCGUUGGGGUAUUUUAUCAAGUAUCUGGAUCAGAUCAAUAUAAACAAUGCCUUUGUUUCUGGGAUGAAAGAAGAUCUGGGCAUGUACGGGAAUCAACUCAACUAUAUGCAGACCUGUUGGACGGUUGGCUACGUGAUUGGGGAAAUCCCCAGCAAUUUAUUGUUGACUCGCAUCAAGCCACGAUACUGGAUUCCGGCCAUGGAGCUUUUAUGGACCGUCCUCACAAUGUCCCUUUCUCGGUGCAACAGUCCAACACAGUUCUAUGUUCUGCGCUUCUUUGUCGGGCUUGCUGAAAGCACCUUCUAUCCCGGAAUGCAAUAUAUCAUUGGCUCCUGGUACAGAAAAGAUGAACUAGCAAAACGGUCUUGUAUAUUCCACACGAGCAGUGGAAUUGCCAGUAUGUUUUCGGGAUAUCUCAUGGAUGCCGUCUACCACCUUGGAGGACGAGGAGGGUUCAAGGGGUGGCAAUGGCUGUUCAUCAUCGACGGAGUGAUCUCCUUGCCAAUUGCGAUCAGCGGUUUCUUUAUUCUGCCUGAUGUACCAGAAAUCUCCAACCCAUGGUAUCUUAGCCAAGAGGUAAUUCUGCCCAUCCAUGAGGUCAAACUGGCCCAGAAACGAAUGAAACUAGAAGGAAGAAAAGACAGAGAGCCAUUCACAAAGUCCAAACUCAAGAAAAUCUUUACUUCAUGGCACAUCUACCUUCUAACAAUCCUCUACAUAUGUUUCAACAACGGCGCCGCAGGAAGCCAGCCUAUUUUCCAACAAUACCUCAAAAAGUCCACAGACCCAGUCUACACAAUCAGCCAAAUCAACUCCAUCCCCACAACCACACCUGCAGUCCAAGUAGUGACGACUCUCGCAUAUGCCUGGAUAUCAGACAGUAUACUAAACGGCAGUCGCUGGCCACCUAUCAUCUUCGGAGCUUGCAUAAAUAUCAUCAGCUACAUCUCGCUCGCUGUGUGGGAUAUCCCAACAGGCUGGAAAUGGACCUGCUAUAUCAUCAGCGGGGCUGGUUAUGGUCUCAGCGGUCUACUCAUGGCUUGGGCCCAUGAAAUCUGCUCAGAAGACAACGAAGAACGAUCCCUCGUGAUCGGAAGUAUGAAUGAAAUGGCAUAUGUCUUCCAGGCUUGGCUGCCGCUUGUUGUUUGGCAGCAGGUCGAUGCGCCGCAGUACCAGAAGGGCUUUAUUGCCGUGACUGUUUUGUCUUUCUUGUUGAUUGGGACGACGUUCUUGGUGAGGUUCUUACAUGCGAGGGAGAGGGCGGCGCAGAAGUGA